This is a messenger RNA of Varanus komodoensis (Komodo dragon), 1334 nucleotides long. Its product is annotated as killer cell lectin-like receptor subfamily B member 1B allele A. Lineage: Eukaryota; Metazoa; Chordata; Lepidosauria; Squamata; Varanidae. The transcript is spliced from 5 exons. The record is from RefSeq and is a predicted model, not a curated record. Bases 37 to 594 code for a protein of 185 amino acids.
GUGCUUAGUGUUUUGGUUUUUCAUAGUCAGACUACAAUGCCUCAGACUGCUUCAGAGAUAUAUCUUAGUGAGGCCACUACCCAAAGACGUGGAAAUGGAACUGCCUGCAAUGCUAGCUUGGAGAACAUGGUGCAUUGCUUAAAAUAUCAUUUGUGUCAGGCAGAAUCCAGACAACUGGAAGAGGAAAACACUGGUCCUUCCAGUGAAACUGAGUGCAAACUGUGCCCCAGAAAAUGGCAGCCCCAUGGAAAGAAGUGCUACAAGGCUUUUGAUCAGACACAAAGGACUUGGAACGAGAGCAAGGAGGAGUGCGCUAAGAAAGGCGCUCAGAUGCUAGUGUUACAUGACAAAAAAGAGGAGGAAUACAUUAUAAAUAAAUUAAAGCCUAAGAACUCUGUCUGGAUUGGGCUUCAGUUCAGCUCAAAGGAGAAGACAUGGAUGUGGGUGGAUGGCUCUCCCUUAAUGAAAUACCAGUUGCAUGAACUUGUAGAAGAUAAAAGCCAACAAUGUGGAACCUUCAAGACUCAGCUGGGGACUGACCUCUGCUCAACUAGGCUGACGUGGAUUUGCCAGAAGGAAGCUCUAAUAAUAUAGAAAAUGGCCGAGCUGUUUUGUGUUCAUGUAACUGAAAGCUGUAUGGGCUGCACUUGUCAUUUAGGAACUCUAAUUUUUAAAAAGAUGUGUCAGUUCUAGAGAGUUCUGGAAAGCUCUGGAGCCUGGAUAAUUCUUUGAACAAUCAUGCUUUGCCAGGAAGAUGGAUAAAAAAUUACAUUCAACAGGCUAUCCCUGACAGAGUUAGUUUAAAAGAUCUUUGAAGGAAAUUCUGUGAACUGGCUGAUUUCUGCCCCUGUAGGAUUCUGCUUUUAAUUUUUAGGCAUUUUUAGUGCCUACUGAAAGUAUAUUUUAGUUCUUUUAGAGAAAUCAUCUUGUAUUUGUAAGAAAUGAUUAUCUUGUUAACCAGUCGACUCAGAAAAGGUGGAAUUGAGCAUUCACUACUUCUGUGCUUUUGGCUGCAGUAAAUAUAAAACCAUAUUGUACCACAUGACAUGCAACUAUGCAGUUGAAUAAUAAAUACACCAUGCAGGCAUAUCCAAACUGCGACUGAAUCAUAAGCAUAAGAAAAGAGGGGAAGCAGGUGUUUUACUGGCGUUGUGCUAAAAUCCCCACCCCACCCCAUCUCCCCCCGAUCAUGCUCCGUGCAUUUAAUAGAAAGAAAAUUGUGCUUGAAAAAUAAUUCAGAAAAAUUCUUAUGACUUGGAUUCACGUUCUUGUGCUUCCUUUGCAUAGGAGAAGAUGUGAGGAAUGCGCACAAUUGCUCUGUCUUUUAUUGCAAU